Populus nigra (black poplar) is the source of this 1224-nucleotide messenger RNA. Its product is annotated as auxin-responsive protein IAA33-like. The coding region runs from base 490 to 1017 and encodes 175 amino acids. NCBI's taxonomy places the organism in Eukaryota, Viridiplantae, Streptophyta, Magnoliopsida, Malpighiales, Salicaceae. Gene Ontology annotation, molecular function: protein binding. The transcript is spliced from 2 exons. The record is from RefSeq and is a predicted model, not a curated record. Gene Ontology annotation, cellular component: nucleus. Gene Ontology annotation, biological process: regulation of DNA-templated transcription.
CGUGAAGAACAGGGCAGAAAGCUCUGGGGUCCUUGUGUAGUCAGGGAGGGAAGAACUAGCUAAGCUAGGAGAUGCUAGGGAAGGACGAGUUAUAGAUUCAUAGUUCUCAAAGAGAGAACAUUAAUUUAGAAAAGAAACAAAAAUCAAGUUAAGCCUCUCUUACCUAAUUACCUUACCAGCGUUUGAGCUCGCUCUCUCUCUCUCUCUCUCUCGUUAAGCCUCUCUUACCUUACCUUACCAGCGUUUGAGCUCAAACCUAUAGGUUCACUGUUCACAGCUCUCUCUCUCUCUCCCCUACUCUCUUUCUCAACCCGGCCCUCUACGGGCUCCUGCAGCUUGUUUUUCUGCACGCUCUCUCUCCCUCUUGCAUAAAUCCCACUAAGGACCAAACCCUAUUCAGUUUGUUAGCUGUAUCUCUUCCAAAAGAUCACAAACACUUUUCCAUAAUUCCCACCCAAGGGAGAGAUCAAGCAAGAGGAAAAAAUUAACAUGAACAGUAGUUUUGAUUCUCAAAAAAGAGAAGACUCCUUGAAAGGAAGAUGGCAGGAGAUUAGAGGAGUCCCAAACAUGAGCCAGUACACUCGACCAACUUCUUCUGUACCCAACUUCAUGGCUAAGCCUGUAACCUUCCCUGGUUUUGAAGAUGACGAUGUUGUUUCCACCAUGAUCCCUCCGGUGACAGUUGCUCUCGAGGGCCGUUCGAUCUGCCAGAGAAUUAGCCUUCAUAAGCAUGAAAGUUAUCAUAGCCUUGCAAAGGCUCUAAGGCAGAUGUUUGUUGAUGGAGCUGGCAGCGAUUCAGGACAGAACACAUCAUCAGCAUCAGAUAGUGUUAGUGAUCAUGAUCUUGAUCUUUCAAAUGCGAUUCCUGGUCAUCUCAUUGCCUAUGAAGACAUUGAAAAUGAUCUCCUUCUUGCCGGUGACCUUAACUGGAAAGAUUUUGUGCGUGUGGCCAAGAGGAUUAGGAUACUGCCCGCAAAGGGGAAUUCAAGGAAGGCUACAGUAGGGACGGCUGUGUGACGAUUGCAUUGAUCAAGGUGUGUAAGAAGCCAUGGAAGUUAUAUAUACGUACACUUUAAUAUUAAAAAACUGGUUUUAUGUGUUUUUAUUAUGGAAAAGAUGGUGGCGAUUAAGCUAGAUUUCUUGUGAAGGACACGAAGUUUUUCCGUGUGUAAACUGUAAAAUACCUCGUUUCCUUCUUUGAAUGAAAGAACUUCAAUUUCCCGA